UUUUUUUCCCUCUUUUGAUAGCUAUUGACAAAUCACAGUAGAUGGUUUUUACUCUGGGGGAUCUGAGUUUAAAGUUGCUAAAUGCUGUUUGGUUAUUUUCAUUUACUGUAUUUCACUAAUGGGUUAAUAGUAUAAUUACGAACACAAAGUAAUCUAUUAUAUGGAGCAUUAAGUAAAAGACCAGUUGUUGCAUAGAUUUGAAAUAGUGGUGUACUGGUUUCUCAAGGGAGAACCUCAGUUUCUGUCAAGUCUUUGCUCAGACUGCCUAUUCUUCUUUCUCAGACCCAAUGAUUCUCGCAUGCUGGUUGCUUUAGGAGAAUGUUAUGAGAAACUCAAUCAACUAGUGGAAGCCAAAAAGUGUUAUUGGAGAGCUUACGCCGUGGGAGAUGUGGAGAAAAUGGCUCUGGUGAAACUGGCAAAGCUUCAUGAACAGUUGACUGAGUCAGAACAGGCUGCCCAGUGUUACAUCAAAUAUAUCCAAGAUAUCUAUUCCUGUGGGGAAAUAGUAGAACACUUAGAGGAAAGCACUGCUUUUCGCUAUCUGGCCCAGUACUAUUUUAAGUGCAAACUGUGGGAUGAAGCUUCAACUUGUGCACAAAAGUGUUGUGCAUUCAAUGAUACCCGGGAAGAAGGUAAGGCCUUACUCCGGCAAAUCCUACAGCUUCGGAACCAAGGCGAGACUCCUACCACCGAGGUGCCUGCUCCCUUUUUCCUGCCUGCUUCACUCUCUGCUAACAACACCCCCACACGCAGAGUUUCUCCACUCAACUUGUCUUCUGUCACGCCAUAGUUGGCUACUGUCAAGCCAGCACAUUGUUAGACCCAUCUUAAUUAAGCCUUACCUCCAUGUAAAGAACAGCACGUCUGUUCCAAGGACCUCAGCUCUUCUUGUUUCUACAGAUGGCAACAGCUCCAUAGGGACAGCUUGUAUAAUUACCUUCAGAGGCCAACUGACAGAAUGCUGGCAGGAACAGACAUUAUCUUGCCAGUUAGAAGUACUUCUAUCUCACUUAUGUCCAGAGAGUGGCUAUAGAUCUUGGCCUUCUUCUCUGAAAAAAAUUUUUUUUUGCCCCCAAGAAAGUCGCUUUUAUAGCACUUUAGCACAGGCAAUGCUACAGGAACAGUUUCAGUGCUGCUGAGAGUGAAAGAAAGGAGGAAAGUCUGCCGCUCUACACUCAGCUAGCAGUAGGGCACUGAGUACCCUAGGAAGAAGUCAGAGCAAUGGAUACAAAUGACCUUGCUCUUGGAUUUGCUGAGCAUGAUCCCUAUUCUGAUGUCAGAGAUUAGGUUUAAAUGGAAUAGAGCUAUCCAUUUGUACUUACUCUAGAGAGACAAUCUUCCAAAACAGUUUUGGGGGUCUUCUAAAAGCUUUCAAAUUGGAAGUAAUUUACUAGAGUUGAAUAAAAGAAGGGCAAAAAGAAUCUCACAGAGCUUGGAACUGCUGAUAGCCCUUACUGAGGGCAAAAGAUGGCUAUAUUGUUAGCUAUACUCCUACCAAAGCAAAGCAAGGUGUUAGGAUUAUAGAUAAUUUCACGGACAUUUGGAAAUAACAUUUGUGAUUAUACAGACAAGAAUAAACUCACUUUAAGCUGGUCUGUUUUAAUAAAUUUUCAAUGUAAUUGUCUAUUUUUUUCCCUCCCAUCUGCAACAGAAUACAUUUUUUUCAGCCUUUAUCUAGAUGAGGUAAAGGGAAUCAUUCUUAUGGUGCUCUUGGAGAGUUUCAGGCCUGUGCAUGUAUGUGCAGCAGGAGGUAAUAUGCUAUAAUAUCUGCUGUAAUAUAUUUGCACAAUAGAUGCUAUGGAUCAUUCUGAGCUCAGGGUCCAGACUUCAUUCUUAUUCCCAGAAUUUUGUGUUACCUUUUUACCUCCUAA
Messenger RNA from Mandrillus leucophaeus (drill), 1871 nucleotides. RefSeq names its product cell division cycle protein 23 homolog. The transcript is spliced from 5 exons. Lineage: Eukaryota; Metazoa; Chordata; Mammalia; Primates; Cercopithecidae. The record is from RefSeq and is a predicted model, not a curated record. The coding region runs from base 299 to 790 and encodes 163 amino acids. Gene Ontology annotation, molecular function: protein binding. Gene Ontology annotation, biological process: cell division.